Molecule: messenger RNA, 445 nt
Organism: Cercocebus atys (sooty mangabey)
Lineage: Eukaryota; Metazoa; Chordata; Mammalia; Primates; Cercopithecidae
Exons: 2
Coding region: 96-425 (109 amino acids)
Source: RefSeq, a predicted model, not a curated record
UGUAGAUUCUGGCUGAUGAUGUCACUGACACAAAGAAAAAAAAAUGCAAAACAGUCUUAAAUAAGCUUUCUGGUGAGACCAACUGCAUUUUGGCCAUGGCUCUGCAGAGCACUCUGGGGACAGUGUGGGUGGGACUUCUCCUCAACUCUCUCUGGAAUGUUGCAGAAAGCAAGGACCAAGUGUUUCAGCCUUCCACAGUGGCAUCUUCGGAGGGAGCCAUGGUGGAAAUCUUCUGUAAUCACUCUGUGUCCAAUGCUUACAACUUCUUCUGGUACCUUCACUUCCCGGGAUGUGCACCAAGACUCCUUGUUAAGGGCUCAAAGCCUUCUCAGCAGGGACGAUACAACAUGACCUAUGAACGAUUUCUUUCUUCAUCGCUGGCUCAUCCUCCAGACGUGCGGAGGCAAGGCAUGCUGCUGUUAUGAUUACUGUGCUGUGAGACACA